Molecule: messenger RNA, 948 nt
Organism: Cetraspora pellucida
Lineage: Eukaryota; Fungi; Glomeromycota; Glomeromycetes; Diversisporales; Gigasporaceae
Source: the annotation of a GenBank genome assembly
AUGUUUAUACCUUUGUUUGCUGAAUAUGGGGAGGAUAUUUAUUAUGGUAGUGGUACGAAUUGCAAUAGACUUGAUGUCUAUAUUCCUGACACUUCAAAAUAUCCUCAAAUAUUUGAUGCGGCAUUUCAUCCUGUAAUUGUGUUUGUUUAUGGUGGUUCUUGGGGUUCAGGAGAUAAAAUAUGGUACAGCUUAUUAGCUUUGCGUUUAAGACAAAUGGGAUAUGUAGUGGUCGUACCGAAUUAUACUUUAUAUCCUAAGGCGAAGGUUGAUGUUAUGUUGUCUGACAUUAAACGCACUUUGGUAUGGACGAAAAGAUUCAUCAAUAAAUUUGGCGGUGACCCAAAUAAAAUUUACAUUAUGGGUCAUUCUGCAGGCGCUCACCUUGCAUCCCUUAUUACAAUUCGUGAUUCAAUUAUUAAAUCCCAAACUAUGGAAGGAAGAGUAAGCUCAAAUCUAAAUGAUAUUGAUCCUGAAUUAGAACUUCCUAAAGUUACUGGACUUAUUUUGUUGUCUGGUGUAUAUGAUAUAGGAAGACAUUAUCUUUGGGAAACUAAACGUGGUGUUGAGGAGAUUUCUCCCAUGAGCCGUGUUAUGGGUGACACACCUGAAACUUUUGAAAUGAAUUCCCCAACAUUACUUCUUCAAAGUGCAAUGAAAGAUAGAGAAGUUGAUAUUAAUAAGUUAAAGAAGCUAAUACCUCAAAAAAUGUUAUUAAUUCAUGGUGAUAUGGAUGAAACUGUUCCAAUAGAUUCAACUUUGAGGUUUAAUAUGGUGUUAAGUGAUUUAAAUAUUGAAGAUUUAAGACUUAGAGUAGUAAAUGGAAUGGAUCAUACAGAUCCUGUAGUUGGGCUAAUGUAUAGUCCUUUUAGAAAUAGGUUUACACCUCUUUUAAUUAGUGAACUCGGAAAUUUUAUGUUACAAGAUGAUCAUGAACUUGAAGAAUACUAA